AUUCCCUCUCAAACCGGAGCAUCUGUACUGAUGCCUCGUGCUCGUUCUUUUUCCCUUCAUCCAGCCACAAACUGGACCAAGAUGAAAUCGAUUAAAGGUGUUAUCAAGAAAACUAAAGGAGAAACGCAUGCCACGGAGACAAAAAGUACAAGUACUAGACGAAAAAAUGCAACGACUUUAAAAAAGGAUAAAUCAAUGGGAAUAAUAAAUAAAAAAAUCGAAGAAGAUCCUCAACAUACCGUAGAGACCCAAUUAAAAAAAGUACAGAAAAAAAAUAAACAAAUGGGUAAAAUUCAGGAUAAAUUGAAAAAGGUGCCUAUAGAAAAGAAAAAUAAAAUGAAGAAUAAAAUGAAGAAUAAAAUUUCAAGUAUUUUGGUGGAGCAGAAAAAAAGUGAUAUAGAUUCUAAUGAAGCAGAGAAAAUUUCCGGCGCAUCUCGAGGACCAUGUGCUCCCAAAAGUGAGGUUAACCCUGAAAAGCUUCAUAAAUUGUCGAAAGUUAAGAAGAGAGUGGCUCCUGAUGAAGCAUCUCCUUCGGCGACAAAAAAAUUGAAGACUUCCGUCACGACAAAACUCAAAGGCACGAAAACAAAAUCUCGAGAUGAGAAAAAAAAAGAUGUGAAAAAUAUUGCAGAGAUGAUUGGUGACAUGGAAAUCACGAAAGCUCAUGUUAAAAAAUGCGUUAAAACCGUAUUACAAUUGGCCAAGAAGCCAAAGGAAGGAAAAAAAAUUUUAUUGCCUGAGGAGGACAAUAAUAUCUUCCUCCAAGUAACUUGUAUAAAAAUACCGAAAACACCUAGAAGGCAGCUGAGAGUAUUUUUACCGAAUAUGAUGCUUGGUCCAACAGAUGAGGUGGCAUUAUUCGUACCUGAUUUGGAGAAAGGUCGACGAAAAGAUUAUGAAAAAACAGUGGACCACUGGGAAACGAUUUUAAGAGAAAAAAAUGUAUCGCAGAUCAAAGAGAUUAUUCCGAUGAAUAGAGUGAAAACUGAAUUCAGUCAAUACGAGAUGAAACUCAAACUAGGACGACUGUUUGAUUAUUUCUUGGUAGAUGGAAGAAUUGCUGGCCACAUGACUCAUCUCCUUGGCAAAACCUUCAGACGAGCAGCGCGUCCUCCUACACCAGUUAAACUCCAAAGGGAUAACUUGAAGAGUGAAAUCGAAAAUGCAUUACGAAAAACAAGUAUGGAGAUUCAUGGCUUGGGUAAUUGUCACACAAUGCAGGUAGCAUCUGUAACGAUGAGCGAACGAGAAAUUGUUGAAAAUAUUAUAGCAGCCUGUAAAACAUUGGAGCAGGAGUAUCCUGGAGGAUGGGAAAAUAUUCGUUCUAUUACAGUGAAAACGACAAGGGGCUUGGCUAUUCCUGUUUAUUUUUCCAUCAAAAAUAAAAAUAAUGUACCCGUUACGAGAAUCAGAGGUAAGAGACCGAAAGCAUUUAAAACCGUGGAGGGAGAACUGUCAACAACUUUGAGUGAUGUCAAAGUUCAGGUACAACCGGGAGGCAGAGUUAUAUUGAAGAAGAUCAAAACGUAAAAAUCUGAUACUUCUCAUUUAAUAAACAAACCUUGUAAAUACUGUACAUAACUGAUACUCAGUAAUAUAAGUUUUUGAUUGUA
This is a messenger RNA of Fopius arisanus, 1613 nucleotides long. RefSeq names its product ribosomal L1 domain-containing protein CG13096. The transcript has 4 exons. Lineage: Eukaryota; Metazoa; Arthropoda; Insecta; Hymenoptera; Braconidae. The record is from RefSeq and is a predicted model, not a curated record. The coding region runs from base 31 to 1530 and encodes 499 amino acids.